AUGUCACAAAAUUCGAAUUUGAUGCGUGAAGUUCGUCUCUUCGAAAAUCAUUCGGAACGAGAGCAAAUGGAGAAUUUAUCCGAGCUUUUUGCUGUACUCAACGCUCUAGAGCACCUGGAGAAGAUGUUCAGUCGUGACCACGUGACAGCGGACGAAUACAAAACAGAGUGUUUCAAACUGAUCGAUCAGUACAAAGUGACGAUGCGUCUUGUUCACGGAGCGACAAGUAUCGAAGAGUUCGCAAAGAAGUAUCGUCUGCAUUGUCCGGCGGCAAUCGAAAGGAUUCGAGAAGGACGACCGAUUACUGUCAAAGAUGAUCAGGGAAAUGUAUUGAAACAUAUCGCUUCGAUUGUUGAGCAAUUCAUCACAUUCCUGGACUCUCUUCGGCUGAAUACACGUGCUGUUGAUGAUUUGUAUCCAGUACUUGACGACCUCUACAAUGCAAUAAAUUCCACUUCUCGUGUCCCAAUCGACGCGUCCGUCACUACAAAAGUCAAGAAAUGGCACGAUCGAUUGUCGUCGAUGUUGGCGACAGAUGAGAUUUCGGAUGACGAUGCUCGUCAAAUGAUUUUCGACAUCGAAUCUGCGUAUCAGGCGUUCAAUAAGGCUCUCAACGAGCAGAAGCAUUAA
Messenger RNA from Caenorhabditis remanei, 630 nucleotides. RefSeq lists its product as uncharacterized. The coding region runs from base 1 to 630 and encodes 209 amino acids. The record is from RefSeq and is a predicted model, not a curated record. Gene Ontology annotation, cellular component: ESCRT I complex. Gene Ontology annotation, molecular function: protein-containing complex binding. NCBI's taxonomy places the organism in Eukaryota, Metazoa, Nematoda, Chromadorea, Rhabditida, Rhabditidae. The transcript is spliced from 3 exons. Gene Ontology annotation, biological process: protein transport to vacuole involved in ubiquitin-dependent protein catabolic process via the multivesicular body sorting pathway.